This is a messenger RNA of Gavia stellata (red-throated loon), 558 nucleotides long. RefSeq names its product dual specificity phosphatase 18 (gene DUSP18). Lineage: Eukaryota; Metazoa; Chordata; Aves; Gaviiformes; Gaviidae. The record is from RefSeq and is a predicted model, not a curated record. Gene Ontology annotation, biological process: protein dephosphorylation. Gene Ontology annotation, molecular function: MAP kinase tyrosine/serine/threonine phosphatase activity.
AUGCCCCGAUGGCGGCAGCUCUGGGAGCCCUCCCAGCCCUGCCCUGGCACCCCAACAACGAACCUCAGCGACAUUGCGGAUCACCUCCAACCUCUCUACCUCAGUGACAUGGCAGCCGCCAACAGCUUCCCCUUGCUCUUCACCCACCGCAUCAGCAAGGUCAUCAACGUCUCCCUGGAGGUGGUGAACACCCUCUGUCCCCACACUGAGUACCUGCACAUCCCCAUGAUGGAUGCCCCCACCACCCGCAUCUCCAGCUGCUUCGGCUCCACGGCAGCUAAUAUCCACAGCGUGGACACGCGGGGUUGGAUGCUGCUGCACUGCGCUGCCAGGGUGAGCAGGUCCACCAUCUACUUGGUCUAUCUCCUGAAGCACCGCUCCAUGUCCCUGGCGGGCACCCACGCCUGGGUCGAGUCCUGCCGUCCCAUUGUCUUCUGGCAGCAGCUCAUCCACUACGAGUACAAACUUGGCGUCAACAGACUCCGAAUGAUCAGCUCUCCGUCGGGGAUGAUACCCGAUGUUUAUGAAAAUGAAGUAAGAGUAAUGCUGCUGCUCUGA